Dryobates pubescens (Downy woodpecker) is the source of this 669-nucleotide messenger RNA. RefSeq names its product gastrula zinc finger protein XlCGF9.1-like. Gene Ontology annotation, molecular function: DNA-binding transcription factor activity; RNA polymerase II cis-regulatory region sequence-specific DNA binding. Lineage: Eukaryota; Metazoa; Chordata; Aves; Piciformes; Picidae. The record is from RefSeq and is a predicted model, not a curated record. The transcript has a single exon. The coding region runs from base 1 to 669 and encodes 222 amino acids. Gene Ontology annotation, biological process: regulation of transcription by RNA polymerase II.
AUGGAGGAUGAUGAUGCUGAGCAUAACUAUGACUAUGAGGAGGAUGAGUAUGAUGAGGAGGAUAACAAUGAGGAUGAAGGUGACCAGGAUGAGGUGAAGGAAUGUACAGAGGAGGAUGAAGCCAGAGCAGGUCCCUCUGGUCCACCCACUUGGCUCAAUCAGUGCCCUGAGUGUGGGCAGAGGUUCCCACGUGGCUCAGAGAUAGUUAAGCACCACUGCCCCCACCCUGGCACUCGGCCCUUUGUCUUUGGGGACUGUGGGAAGAGAUUCAGGAAAAGCUCCUACCUCAUCCAGCACUUCCGCACCCACACUGGAGAAAAGCCUUUCACUUGUGCUGCUUGUGGCCAGAGCUUCAUGCAGCGCAGUAGUCUCAGGUGGCAUUGCCUCACUCACACUGGAGAGAAGCCCUUCAGCUGUGACAGCUGUGGCAAGAGGUUCAGCCAGAGCUAUGGUCUAAGCCUGCACCACCUCACCCACACCAGUGAAAAGUUAUUUAACUGUAGGGACUGUGGUAAGAGCUUCAAACACCGCUCCUACCUCACCAUCCACCGCCGCAUCCACACUGGAGAGAAUCUGUUCCCCUGUGCUGAGUGCGGCAAGAGCUUCACCACGAGCACCAUAUACAUCCAGCAUCAACUCAUCCACAGUGGUGACAAACCCUACAGCUGA